This is a messenger RNA of Argentina anserina (silverweed cinquefoil), 1891 nucleotides long. RefSeq names its product mitochondrial inner membrane protein OXA1-like. The record is from RefSeq and is a predicted model, not a curated record. Lineage: Eukaryota; Viridiplantae; Streptophyta; Magnoliopsida; Rosales; Rosaceae. The transcript has 9 exons. Gene Ontology annotation, molecular function: membrane insertase activity. The coding region runs from base 233 to 1552 and encodes 439 amino acids. Gene Ontology annotation, biological process: protein insertion into mitochondrial inner membrane from matrix. Gene Ontology annotation, cellular component: mitochondrial inner membrane.
GCCUCUCACGAAUCUAAGAACCCGCCAUAGCUCAUCAGCCUCAUCUACUAAACCCCAGCUCAUCUUAAAGUCCGAUACAAACCUCCGACUGUCUCACGUUCGGUCCCAAUGUUCCCACAAUCAUGGAACUCAAACUCUAACCAGGUUCAUGAUCCAUAUUUUUCUUCUGGGUUUUGUUUAGGGUUUUAAAGAUUCAAUCUUUCACCCAAUCGAUUUGAACUGAGAGACCCACAUGGCUUACUGGCGAGGCCUCUCGUCCAGAGCAACCAUCAUAGCUCGGCGAAGGCAGCACCAUCCCUGCCUCUCUCACAUUCUCCACGACGACAACGACAACGACGUCGUUUUGGAACCCUCCUCUCCUUCCCCAUAUACCAAUCAUUUCCUGACGCAAAAGCGCUUCUUUGGAAGCACUUUGGAUCAUAAGGUUUCAAGCUUGGGUGGAUUUAAUCAGAACCGGAGGAUUUCGAAUGCUCUGCUUUUGUCGCCGGCUGCUUUCGGGUUCGGUCGGAACAUGUCGACGGCGAGUGGGGGAGGGUCGGAGAAUGUUGGUCGGGUGUUUAGUGAUGUGCCGGAUAUUCUGACGGAAGCUGUGACUUCGCAGCUGCCGGCGGUGAAUGAGGUGGCGAUUGCGGCGGCUGAUUCUUGGUUGCCGGUGAAGGGCUUGCAGUACUUGAUUGAUUAUGUUCAUACUACUGCUGGAAUGGACUGGUGGGCUGCCAUAGUGGUAACAACUCUUAUGAUUCGAACGCUCACGGCUCCGCUUCUUGUGAACCAAAUGAAAUCAUCAGCAAAGCUCACUCUCAUGAAGCCACGCCUAGAGAAACUUAAGGAAGAGAUGGAAAGCAAGGAAAGCAAUGGUAUGGAUGUCCAAGCUAGGAUUGAAUAUCAACAGAAAGUAAAGGGGCUAUUCAAAGAAUAUGGCUGUACUCCUUUAACUCCACUGAAGGGACUCUUUAUUCAAGGCCCUAUCUUCAUCAGCUUUUUUCUAGCAAUAUCGAACAUGGCAGAGAAAGUGCCAUCGUUUAAAGAAGGUGGUGUCUUUUGGUUUGUUGAUCUGACAACUCCUGAUCAUAUGUACAUUUUUCCAGUUUUGGCAGGAUUGACAUUCUUAAUAACAGUGGAGUCCAAUAUGCUAGAAGGUAUGGAGGGAAAUCCAAUGGCUAAAACCAUGAAGAAUAUCUCAAGAGGGAUGGCUAUUCUUACAGUUCCAUUUACCAUGAGCUUUCCGAAGGCCAUAUUUUGUUACUGGGUUACAUCCAACUUGUUUUCGCUUGGAUAUGGAAUUGCACUUAAAAAUCCUGUUGUGAAGAAGAAACUGGGUCUUCCUGACCCGCCUCCUCCUCCUCCUCCGUCACCACAGGGAUCACAACAAUCUGCAUUCUCACUAUUUUCACAGAUGAAACAGCUGGCUGCAACCUCAGAGGCCGCCUCAUCAGCCUUUCAACCAGCGAAGAUUCAAGAUCGGAGAACAUCGUCGACAUCAGAUCUCAGUCAAAGGAUUAAAAGUUUAGAGAAAAAAGUAAAGGGAAAAAAGAGAAACAAGAAGAGGUAGAGAAUUUGCUAGUUUUACUAGGUCAACCAAUAGCAUCACCAUUGAUGAGGUUUCACUGCCUAAAUUUUUUUAUAUCAUAUUCUUUACAUCGAUGACUUGAUAUGUAUCUUACCAAGAGAGAAUUUUUGGGUUUAGGGUUAUAAUAAACAGACAAAACAGUAUGGAAGGUAUCACUGCCUGAAAUUUUUACAGGAAAAGCUGGAGAAUUUUGGUGAAACUGGAAGUGCUCAACUACUCUGGUUGAGGGAGGUGUUUUUUCUGUAUCUUACUAUGGAUGAAUUGUCAAGGUCCCCAUUUUAUUGUAAAAAAUAAAAUCAAGUUAUACAUCAUCGAAUUAGU